AGGCCGACGUGGCCCCCUUUGCUUUGACCGUUCGGGGAAGUUAAGAGAGAGAAACAGAACAAAAUUAGAAGUCUUUUGACAAGAGUGUUUUGUUUCUAAACAGGUAUGUCCCAUAUUCUUCUUCUUAAUUUCCCCCCUAAUUUCGUUUCUUUAACUGUAAAGUUUGCAUCUUUGUUGCUGAAUUGUUCCUCUUCUUCGAUUUCUUGUUCUGGGUGAUUAUGGUUUUCUCUCUUGUGUCAUUGUUUAUCUGUUAAUUGAAACUGUAUAACGUUCAUUCUAGCUGGUUUUUGUUAGGGUUUAUGUGCAUAUGGUAGCUUAUAAUUCUUGACGAAGUGGUUUUUUUCUGGUGUUUUUCUAUGUAAUUGAGCUGUGUAUGUUGGGUUGUGGCCGUUCUUCAUGGGAUUUAUGACUUAGGUUGACUUUGAUCUUCUUGGUUUUUAUUUGGAGAGAUUUGGUGUUUUCUGAUAUGGGUUUUGAUUCCUGCCUUUUCAUGAAGUAGGUUUGCCCUUAUUUCUGUUUCUCUAUGAAAUUUAUGGCCUUCACCCUAUCAUAAAAACCCAUAUAUUUU
Rubroshorea leprosula is the source of this 568-nucleotide messenger RNA. The record is from the annotation of a GenBank genome assembly. Lineage: Eukaryota; Viridiplantae; Streptophyta; Magnoliopsida; Malvales; Dipterocarpaceae.